Diplodia corticola is the source of this 4434-nucleotide messenger RNA. RefSeq names its product glyoxalase bleomycin resistance protein dioxygenase protein. The transcript has 9 exons. The coding region runs from base 1 to 4434 and encodes 1477 amino acids. Lineage: Eukaryota; Fungi; Ascomycota; Dothideomycetes; Botryosphaeriales; Botryosphaeriaceae. The record is from RefSeq and is a predicted model, not a curated record.
AUGGACUUCUCCGAGGACUACAAGGCCGAGUCUGCAGCAGACGUGGGGGAGCUUUGGGCGAAGGCCGUCCGUGAGUAUGCCAAAGAAACCGAGAGAGACAUCACCCGCGUCCAGCACAUGUCGACCAAGGAGAUUCUCGAAGAGCAGAAACGCGCACUGGACAAGUUCAAGGGCUUUCGGCACGAUGGCCAGGUCACCGACAAGUUCCGUUCGGUUGUCAGCACCAAUUCGGAAUUGAUCAUGUCUGCUGCAAAACAGAUAUCAAAUGCUGCAAGCACGGCUUUUCCACCUGCUGGAACCGUCUUGAUGGCUUUCACAUGGAUCAUGGAUGGUUCCAAAAACGUGUCCAAGGACUACGAUGUCAUUUACACCUUUUUCGACAUCCAGCACUCAUUCCUCAAGCGCAUCUCCAUCAUCGAGAAGAAGGUCCCGGACAUCAAAAUAUAUCAGACGAUAAUGAUGCGGGUGUUCACUGCCAUACUUGACCUUUGCAAAAUCGCCACCAGAUACCAGAAAGAAGGGCGGUUCAUCAAAUGGACGAAAGCGCUUAUCAAGGGCUCUGACGAGAAACUCCAAAGUGCCUUGGGCAGCCUCAAGUCAAAUAUUGAGAGACUCGAGUCAGCCACCAUGUUUGCCACGCUCAGACAGACAAUCGAGACGCACCAAUCAGUGACAGAGACAGCUACGCUGACCCGCCAGGUGCUCUCAAUCCAGCAAGAGCAAACGGGUAUCCUGAAGGAGAAUGCCAUGGUAGGGCAACAGACAUUGGAAAUCAGCCAGCAAAAUUCUCGCGAGAUGCAGAAAGUAUCAGGCAUAAUUUCCAGGUACUUCACCAUGUCUGAUAACAGCCAGGAGCAAGGCAAGGGGGAAAAGCUCCGUAAACCCAAAGAUGCUGGCGCAAGGCGCUCGGCGGCUCUCGCUCAGGUGAAGGAGGCACUGCAAACUGUUGCCUUCACUGCCACGACCAUGGCUUAUGCCGACAUCAAGCAGGCCUUUGUGGAGGGGACUUUCAAGUGGCUCAGAGAAAAUGAGACUUACAACGCAUUCGCCGCUGGUGAGAACGAGCCCUUCCUGUGGGUUACCGGCGACCGCGGGUUGGGAAAGUCGAGUCUUGCGUACUUUGCCGUCAACGAACUCAGGGAACGGCGCCAUUUCUGCCAGACCAACGUUGCGUACUUCUUUUUCAAGGAAGAGCACAAGGAGCUACGCUCAACGGUCGACCUCUUGAAGACGGUUGCAGCUCAGCUAGCAGAGACCGACCACAAGUAUCGCGAAGAAGUAGCGAAGGAGAUCAAGAAGAGCGCCGAAAAUCUUGGAGAUGGAGAAGCAUCCCUCCUAUGGGAUCAGCUCUUCGCCUCGAAGUUUCCUCAUGAGUCUCCAACCAGGCUCUUCCUUGUUAUCGAUGGAUUUGACGAAGCCGGCGCAGCCGACCGCGAAAAGUUGUUGAGUCUUCUUGCUCAGGUGAAGAAGGACAACCUGCAGAUUCGGGUUAUGAUCACAAGCCGACCGAAAACGGAAGGGGUGGAAAGCUUGCAGCCAGCAUCUCUUCCCAUCGCAAUUGAUCAUUUGAGGAGAGACCUUCGGCUCAUCAUAAAAGCAAGGAUUAAGUCCAUGUCCAGGCUCAGAAGGCUUCGACUCCCCGUGAAGAAGCGAGUCAUCAUCAAGCUUCUACAGAAUGCCGACAGCGCGCUCUACGCCGAGCAUGUUCUGCGCAGGCUUAAUUCCCUACGCCGGGAAGCGACAAUUCUGAAGGAGCUUGACAAGCUGCCAGCAAGUUUAUCCGACCUUUACAACCUGCUGCUUGCCGAAUGUCAAAAGGGGCGAAGUGACGAGGAUCUUGCCUCUCUAAAACGACUAUUCGCAUGGCUUGCCUACUCGAAGCGUCCACUCGCGUAUGGGGAAGCGUCCAACCUUGUGGCCUUCGUCAACGACGACGCCAAACUGAGCCUGGAGGAAGAGAUUGAAGGAAAGUCUGCCAGACUGCUCCGGCUUGCCCAGAUUACUUCCGAUGACGACGAGUCGUCCGAUGAAAGCGACGGGGACGGCUCCGAAACCGCUGAUGAGGCCCUUGAAACCCAUGAUGAUACGGACCCCAACACCUGGGUACCUCUGCGCUUCCAGGAACGGUCUUUGCGCCAAUACUUCCGUGAGGCCGUCGUAGACGAGAAUGGCUUGCGCAGCUCUCCGUCUUCUGCUCACCUGAUCAUUUUCAGGACCAUCGCCACCAUCUUAACCACGGACGUUGAGGAUGACUUGACGAUUAAGAUGUUGAAAAACUAUUGCGCCGACUUCUGGAUCCAUCACUUCCUGGACAUUGAAGUGGAGAGUGCGGGUGAUGAUGAGGUCAAGUCCGUCCUCGAGAGCCUCUCCGACAUUGUGAAUAACAAGAACCGGGCUCUGGAGAAGAUUGAAGAGAAUGCAAGCGGUCUCGGUAUCUUUGGCGAGUCAAAGGACUUGCGGGAGCGCAUGUUCAACUCCAUCAAGCAGUGGGUUGGCAGAGCCUCGGAUCUUCCAACUGACUUCCUCAACACAGAGAGCUUGAACUUGGUAUCCAGCCUGUCUGAGGACCCCUCCAAGCUCAUGGAACAAAUAGCUCGGAAGCACGUCUUUAACUGGUUCAACUAUGCCGCAUACCGAUGGGAAGCCUGGCGGUCUUUCCACUUUGCACUUGAAGCACUCAAAUUGACAAACAUGCUGGUGGAUGAGUUGAAAAACGUAGGGGAUGAGCCAACAGCGGAACAGAUUCUCCUUGUAGCGGGUGCUUUCCCAGAUCUGGAGAGGUCCAGCUACGCGCACAGAGCAAUCGGUCUGGUCAUGAAGUGGUACAAUCACUGGGAGUCCGCCCUCGAGGAAUGCAAGAAGUCUUUGGAAAAUCCCGGAUCAAACCUGGAGAAUUUCCAUGCUUUGGGCAGUGUGUCAGAUGCGGCCAAGCAAUUGGCAUCCGAAGAAGCAGACGCAGAGAAGAAAGCUGAAUACAUCAAACAGAUCAAGGAGACGGUCAUGGCGAUGAUAGCCGAGUACUCGCAGCUCGGCCCUCAGGGCGAAGAAGAGAACACAAAAAUAUACAUGGCACGCAGUUUCCUCACACUCUCGGGAUGCGCGCUGCUCGAAGACGACAUGGCGGCGGCAAUCAGUAUAUUCAACGACCAAGCAAAGCCUCUUCUCCCCGACGAAUUCCUGCCCAAUGACGUAAUCGCAGAAAUAAUGGCAAAGUUGAUCGAGAAAGGGCAGGAUGACAGACUGCUGGAGUUCUUCGCCACUCUCAAGGAUAAAGAAAAGCUCGUAUGGCUUGCAGAUCAGGGAACUCACGAAGACUUCCAACGUGCUGCUGUGAGGACAGGCAAACGCGAGCUGAUCGCGGAUACUUACGAACGACUGAUCAAAAUGUCAAUUCUGAACUGGAACACCGACUUCGGCAUCAGAUUCGCCCUUGCGAGCUACUACGUGGUUGUUGAUGAGAACCUGGACAAAGCCAAGGAGCUGCUGGUCCAGCUGCUACAGGGCUACCAGAGGGGAGACAAUCUGCUGGAAGAAGUCGUUCUGGACAGCAGGGGGCUCCUGGCUGAAGUUCUCAUGGAGCAAUUCCGCACCACGGUCGACGCGGUGAAAAAGGCCAGCAUUCUUGACGAGACCAUGAGACUGGCGUUCCCGACCGGUUACGUUCGCAUCGAGGAUUUCGACCCGGCCUUGUCCAAUACGGCGCUUCCUGCCGUGUUGAUGUUGCGGAAAAUGGGCCCUUUACAGGAAUUCCAGUCGACGCUGAACAAAUGUUUCGACAGUUGUGUUGCUGCCCUAACCGACAACGAGGGUUCGAAUGACUUCACCAGCGUCCGCUUCUUUGGCAAGGUUCUGGCGUGCCUUCCAGGCCUGGAGAGAGACGCUCAGAUAGCCUCCGCUUCGCAAUUCUACUACCUCAAUCCCGAGUUCAUACCGAAGGAGGGCGAUAGCUCCAGCGAUGAUGGCGCGCCGGCGCAAGCCCACCCCACAGCCGAGGACACUGGCCAGAAUGGGGUGAACGGAGAGAGUUGCAAUGAGAGGCCGUCAGCAGAGAAUACCGGCGCACCCUAUGGCGAUCUGAAUCCCGAUACAAGUGUGUUCUGCAACGGCUGCGGCAAGGAAAUCUACAAUCCCAGCGAAGGGCCCGUCUACACGUGCACAACCUGUACCGACACGGACCUGUGCACUGAUUGCCACCACAAGCGCAUAGGGUGGAACAACGGCGGGCCAGUCACCGACUGGCAGGCUUAUUGUGGGAAGAACCAUCACUACGUUAAGCACCCGGCGGAGGGUUGGAAGGGCAUCAAGGACGGCGUGAUAGAUCUCGGAGAGGAGAAGGUCGAGUUCACGCAGUGGCUCAAGGACGUCCAGGACAGAUGGAAGGCUGCCUGGGAUGACUUCUGGGGGAGCCAGGAGGGCGUUGGGGACAUUAUGUAA